Molecule: messenger RNA, 3477 nt
Organism: Chrysemys picta bellii (western painted turtle)
Lineage: Eukaryota; Metazoa; Chordata; Testudines; Emydidae
Source: RefSeq, a predicted model, not a curated record
CGCGCGGGCUCUGCCUCGCGCUCCUUCCCUUCCCCCCUCCUCCUCGCGCUCGCGCCGCUCUCGCGCUCCCUUUCCCCCCUCCCCCCUCCCUGUCAGUGCGGUGGCUGCGCUGGGAAACAUGGCGUCGGAGGGAAUGAUUUUAACCAACCACGACCAUCAAAUCCGCGUCGGGGUCCUCACAGUGAGCGACAGUUGCUUCAGGAACCUUGCUGAAGAUCGCAGUGGGAUAAACCUUAAAGAUCUGGUCCAAGACCCAUCUUUGUUGGGUGGGACUAUAUCUGCAUACAAGAUCGUGCCAGACGAAAUUGAAGAAAUCAAGGAGACACUGAUAGACUGGUGUGAUGAAAAGGAACUUAACUUGAUUUUGACAACUGGAGGAACAGGGUUUGCACCACGAGACGUCACUCCAGAGAAAUUCCCAACAUUCCCAUUUUGUGGGCUCCAGAGAGGGGCCACUAAAGAAGUAAUAGAGCGAGAGGCCCCAGGGAUGGCCCUGGCAAUGCUGAUGGGAUCACUUAAUGUUACUCCUCUGGGCAUGCUCUCUAGACCUGUAUGUGGAAUCAGAGGAAAAACUCUCAUAAUUAACCUGCCAGGCAGCAAGAAAGGGUCACAGGAAUGUUUUCAGUUUAUACUGCCAGCCCUACCUCAUGCCAUUGACCUUUUGCGGGAUGCCAUUGUAAAAGUAAAGGAGGUACACGACGAACUUGAAGACCUACCUUCACCGCCACCUCCUCUUUCUCCUCCUCCAACCACCAGCCCACACAAACAGACAGAAGACAAAGGUGUACAGUGCGAGGAAGAGGAGGAAGAGAAGAAGGAUAGUGGAGUAGCCUCAACAGAGGAUAGUUCCUCUUCACAUAUAACUGCUGCAGCCAUUGCAGCUAAGAAGCAUCCAUCCUACACCAGUUCUGCUGUUAUCAUGGCAAAAGGUGAACAGCCCAUCCCGGGUCUCAUCUGUUAUUCCCAUCACGCAGCAGGCAGUGCAGGAGAACCGAUUCCAGACUCCAUCAUUUCUCGUGGUGUUCAGGUGCUCCCACGAGACACAGCCUCCCUCAGCACUACCCCUUCAGAAUCUCCUCGUGCCCAGGCCACCUCUCGUCUCUCCACUGCGUCCUGCCCAACACCAAAACAAAUUAGACGGCCGGAUGAAAGCAAAGGAGUUGCUAGUAGAGUUGGAUCCCUCAAAGCUCGGCUCCCUUCGUGCUCAUCCACCUAUAGUGUUUCUGAGGUAUGUCCCAUAGAUGAGAGACAAGAUUAUCUGUGUUAUGGGAAAUCUGCAGUAAGGGUCCAGUCCAGGUGCAGCAGCAAGGAGAACAUCCUCAGAGCCAGUCACAGUGCCGUCGACAUUACCAAGGUGGCCAGAAGACAUCGCAUGUCUCCAUUCCCAUUGACAUCUAUGGACAAAGCCUUCAUCACAGUUCUGGAGAUGACCCCAGUGCUCGGAACAGAAAUCAUCAAUUACCGAGAUGGAAUGGGCCGAGUUCUUGCUCAAGACGUUUAUGCAAAAGACAACCUACCCCCCUUCCCAGCAUCGGUAAAAGAUGGAUAUGCUGUCAGAGCUGCUGAUGGCCCUGGGGAUCGAUUCAUCAUUGGGGAAUCCCAAGCUGGUGAGCAGCCAACUCAGACUGUGAUGCCUGGUCAGGUAAUGCGGGUUACAACAGGUGCUCCAAUCCCCUGUGGUGCUGAUGCUGUGGUGCAAGUAGAAGACACAGAACUCAUCAGGGAAUCAGAUGAUGGCACUGAAGAGCUAGAAGUACGAAUUCUGGUGCAGGCUCGACCAGGCCAAGAUAUCAGACCUAUAGGACAUGACAUUAAAAGAGGUGAAUGUGUGCUGGCUAAGGGAACCCACAUGGGUCCAUCGGAGAUUGGUCUCUUAGCAACUGUUGGGGUAACAGAAGUAGAAGUUAACAAAUUUCCAGUCGUUGCAGUCAUGUCAACAGGGAAUGAGUUGUUGAAUCCUGAGGAUGACCUCUUACCAGGAAAGAUCCGAGACAGUAACCGUUCAACUCUCCUAGCUACAAUUCAAGAACACGGCUACCCAACAAUCAACUUGGGAAUUGUGGGAGAUAAGAAGCCAGAUGCUUUUAAAGAAGAAGGGACACAGAGCUUCCAGAACACAGCGGAGACAGGCCUACCAGAUUGCCCAGAUGAUUUACUGAAUGCAUUGAAUGAGGGUAUCAGCCGUGCGGACGUUAUCAUCACAUCAGGAGGCGUGUCCAUGGGUGAAAAGGACUAUCUUAAACAGGUGCUGGACAUUGACCUUCAUGCACAGAUUCACUUUGGCAGAGUUUUUAUGAAACCAGGCCUGCCAACAACAUUUGCAACUUUGGAUAUUGAUGGUGUACGAAAAAUAAUCUUUGCACUGCCAGGAAAUCCUGUAUCAGCUGUUGUCACCUGCAAUCUCUUUGUUGUCCCAGCACUGAGGAAAAUGCAAGGCAUCCUGGAUCCUCGGCCCACCAUUAUCAAAGCCAGGUUAUCAUGUGAUGUAAAAUUGGAUCCUCGCCCAGAAUACCAUCGGUGCAUACUGACUUGGCAUCACCAAGAACCACUGCCUUGGGCACAGAGUACAGGGAAUCAGAUGAGCAGUCGUCUGAUGAGUAUGCGUAGUGCCAAUGGACUGUUGAUGCUACCUCCAAAGACAGAGCAGUACGUGGAGCUUCACAAGGGCGAGGUGGUGGACGUCAUGGUCAUCGGAAGGCUAUGAUGUCACCAGCAAGAGUGAAGCUUUGAUGCAUGUCCACAUAUCAUUGACUGUAUCCUGUAAUAUGCAACGGCACAGCUAGAUUUUCUGAAUUGGAUAAAGUUGAUCAGUAUAGUCAACAUCUUGAACUAUAUUUCAAAUGGAAUUUAAAUAAAUACCUUUUAAAAAAAACUUUAAAAAAACAAAUCUUAACAAAGAAAUUUAUUCUGAUUAUAUCAAAGCAACUUUUUCCUUUCUUGCAAUUGCUUUGUGUGUUCAAUGCUAGUUCUGAUAGCAGUAGCUUUUAGUAGACAGCAGUAGGUGCCUGCAGAACUUGUGUUUUUUCUCAUCUUUAAGAUACAACUACUUAUGCUCUUAAAACAAGGCUGUCUGCUUAUUUAUACUAGCGUAGACAACACUUGGAUUUCCCUUAUUAGUAUGCUUCAUAACUGCUUCACAGAGAGCUUCUGCUUGUUCUUUAUCUUGUAUCUCGUGUUGAUGUGCACAGUGCCAAAAGCAGAGUGGCUGCACUGGGAACCCGAUCAAGCCCCGAGGUUUCCCCCCUCGCUGCGCGUUCAGGGAUAUCUCUCGGCCCAGCAGCCACCUGGCUCAGUACUCUUGGGCAGUAACUGGAUACCUUUUAUUUGAACAAACAAAAAAAAUUGCUUCCUUAAGUGCUGACAGCCUUUUUAACCAAUACAUUUAAAGAUGUACAGAACUAAAAACUAAAAAAAAAAAAAUCAAAGACUGAUCUUGUACAGAUAUUAAUGUUACCAGCAUUCAUGUGGAAAUCAAAU